GUUCCUUUAGAACAUGACCUCCAAUAUACCAAAGCGUCACACCAGCUAUUUUUAUAUUCUCUCACAUUCACACUCACACUCACACUCGUACUCUCACUCUCCUACACACACACAGACACACUCCGACUAUCAAUUAUCACCGACAUUUUCCGACGAUACUCCGAUGGCCGUGGAUGAAUUUACUAGAUCAGUUCAGGCGGGACUACAGCUAUCCAAACGGAUUAGUUACGGAAAAGAUAAAGCGUCCAUGACUGUUCCGAAGGCGCCGUCCAUGAAGAAGUCGUUGUCGUCAUGUUCGUCGUCCUCGUCGUUGCGGUUGCCGGAGAAUCACCGUCCGACAGCGCCGAUGGUUUACGCGGUGAUAUCUGAUCCUUCUGUUGUUGAUAAUCCGGAUAUUUGUAGCUAUCAGCCGUAUGUGUAUGGGCAUUGUGAUCCGCCGGCGCUGGUUCCGCUACAUAUGCAUGGAAUUACGAUGGAAGUUGACUGUUAUUUGGACACUGCGUUUGUUACAGUUACCGGAACUUGGCGCGUUCAUUGCGUAACUUCAAUGUCAUGUUGCGAUUGCAGAAUCGCGAUUCCUAUGGGCGACCAGGGUUCAGUUCUAGGUAUUGAGGUGGAGAGCACAAGAAGAUCAUAUUCUUCCCAAUUCAUAACUCCACAAAAUGAAAAAGAUGUAGAAAAAGUAACAAAGACAAAUAACGGCUCUCUAAUGAAAGGCAACACUUACAUGUUCAAAAUUCCACAGGUUGAUGGAGGAUCAAAAAUCCAUGUUACCAUUAAAUGGUCUCAGAAAUUGUUAUAUCAACAUCAUGAGUUCUGCCUCAGUGUGCCUUUCACUUUUCCUGAUCAUGUUCUUCCAGUGGUGAAGGGAACUUCUAAUAAGGAAAAAAUCCUGCUAAAUGUCAACUCUGGUACAGAUACAGAAAUCAUCUGCAAUUAUUCUAGUCAUCCUUUAAAGGAAACAAAACGAAAGUCUGGUGAAUUAAGCUUCUCAUAUGAGGCAGAUGUUAAAAGAUGGUCAACUGAAAACUUCUUCUUUUCUUACUCUGUGUCUUCAGAGGAUAUUUUAGCUGGAUUGUUACUGCAUACUCCAUCUCUUCAUGAUUAUGAUCAAAGAAAUAUGUUUUGCUUCUAUCUUUUCCCUGGGAGUAACAAAAUUUCAAAGCCUUUUAAAAAGGAAGUAGUGUUUCUAAUAGACAUAAGUGGAAGCAUGCAAGAUGAGCCUCUUGAGAAUUCAAAAGCUGCAUUGAUAAAUUCCCUCUCAGAGCUUAAUCAAGAAGAUUCCUUUAACAUCAUAGCCUUCAAUGGAAACAUCAAAUCAUUCUCAUCUUCAUUGGAAUCAGCAACUGAUGAAAGAAUCACAAAUGCCAUUGAAUGGAUGCAUAAUAAUCUCAUUGCUGAAGGAGCCACAAACCUCCUACUUCCUCUAAAACACGCAUUUGAUAUGGUUGGGAAAUCGGGUGAAUCAAUUCCUUUCAUUUUUCUCAUUACUGAUGGAGCUGUUGAAGAUGAAAAAGAUAUUUGUAAUAUAAUGAAGGAUCAUCUUUUGGAUGGAGGGAUUAAUUCUCCUAGAAUUUUCACAUUUGGCAUAGGUUCAUACUGCAAUCACUACUUUUUACAAAUGCUUGCACAUAUGGGAAGAGGAUGCCAUGAUGCUGCAUAUGAUGUAGAUUCAAUCAGUGAUCGUUUACCACGACUGUUGAACAACGCCUCAUCUCAUGUACUUGCAAACAUAACCAUUGCUGGUCUAGAAACUCUUGAGUCGCAUGAGUUAUACCCUUUUCGUAUUCCAGACUUUUAUGGAAAUCCAUUAAUUGUAUCGGGUCGAUACCAGGGGACCUUUCCAGACAUUGUUAAAGCUAGAGGCUUCAUAGCUGAUAUGAGUUCUUACAAGAUUGAUGUCAAAGUUAGAAAAACAAAGGGCAUACCUUUAGACAGGGUUUGUGCGAGAAGGGAGAUUGAUACGCUAACAGCUAAUGCAUGGUUAGCGCAAAAUAAACAACUUGAGGAGAAAGUUGCUAAAAUGAGCCUACAAAUCGGAGUUCCUUCCGAAUACACUCACAUGAUUCUAAUUCAAGGCGACAAAGUAAAGCCACCUAUGGAUUCAGUUCUACCAGAAGAGGAGUAUUCGAAAUUGGAGAAUCAUAAGAUUAUGUAUCUGAGCAAUUUAAGCGUUGGAUUUGGUAACGUGAUGGCGAGUGUUGAUAAUUUGGCGCCGGGAAUAGAAGAGGUGAAGCUGAGUGAGCCAGCCGGAAUGAUGAUGCAGGCGGCUUCUUCUUGCUACGGCGUCGUUCUGGAUCGAUGUUGUUGUGUGAGUGUGUUACGGUGUUGUUCUCGAAUGAAUGAUCAGUGUGCGAUUGCGCUGACGCAGUUGUGUACGGCGCUUGCGUGUUUUGAGUGCUUGAAUUGUUGUUGUGAAGUAUGUGAUUCGUGUGGCGACUUGUGUCACUAGAGAGUAGAAUGAUUAGGUCAGAGAAAUAAAUGAAGACAAAGAAAGAAUGUGUAUUAUAUGGUGCGGAAUGAUUAUGUAUGAUUUAUCUGUAUUGUAGAUAUCUACUUUUAUGCA
Messenger RNA from Lactuca sativa (garden lettuce), 2566 nucleotides. RefSeq lists its product as uncharacterized. The record is from RefSeq and is a predicted model, not a curated record. Lineage: Eukaryota; Viridiplantae; Streptophyta; Magnoliopsida; Asterales; Asteraceae.